This is a messenger RNA of Anastrepha obliqua, 4384 nucleotides long. It is a transcript of the gene dia, whose product is annotated as protein diaphanous. The transcript is spliced from 5 exons. Gene Ontology annotation, biological process: actin cytoskeleton organization; actin filament polymerization. The coding region runs from base 127 to 3369 and encodes 1080 amino acids. NCBI's taxonomy places the organism in Eukaryota, Metazoa, Arthropoda, Insecta, Diptera, Tephritidae. Gene Ontology annotation, cellular component: actin filament; cytoplasm. The record is from RefSeq and is a predicted model, not a curated record. Gene Ontology annotation, molecular function: microtubule binding; actin binding; small GTPase binding.
UUUGGUAAAAAGCAAAAGCAACUAACGAUCGCGAAACUAGAUACUUAAUCGGGGAAAUAUAUUUCUUUAAUUUUAAACUAAUUUUUCUUUAGUUAUUUAUAAAGAGUUUAACAUACGUGAUACAAUAUGUCAAAGCAAGAAAAGUUUAAAACUGGGACUACGGAUGGAUGGUUUGAGGGAUGGUUUAGCCGUCCCAAGAUAAAAAGCAAUAACAAUAAUGCCAGCAUUUCUGUCAAAUCGAACAUGAUAGACAAUGAAGCUAUUGAUCUGCAAGAGCUUGAACUUAAGAUUCGAACAUUCAGUGACUCUGAAAUAGAUUUAAAAUUUUUGGAAAUCCUUGAAGAUAUGAAUAUUCCAAAAGAUAAACGUGAACCUCUUCUAAUGAAAACUCUGGCUGAAAAGCGCAAAAUGAUAUUUAUGCAUCUAAAAGGAAAAAAUUCGAACGAACACCGCUCAAGUUCACGAUUUGAGAAACCGUAUGAUUACAUAGAGUAUAUGCGUAAUAAAGAACACAGCGAAAAUAAAAUAUAUCAGUGCCUUGAAAGUUUACGGGUAGCACUUACAAGCAAUCCUAUUUCAUGGAUAAAGGAGUUCGGAGAAGAUGGGAUAAAUGAAAUAGUUUUAUUGUUAAGACGUUGCUCGAAAGAAAGUGGUUUUGAUAGAAUUGAAUUUGAGUGUAUUCGCUGUUUGAAAGCUGUAAUGAACAAUACAUGGGGCUUGAACUUAGUAUUGACACCUGAGCUGCAUACAGUUGUAUUAUUAUUAGCACAGUCGUUAAACCCCCGAAAACCACAUACAAUGUGUGAAGCUGUCAAGUUACUGGCUUCAUUUUGUAUUGUUCCAGAGCGUGAUGGCUAUGAUAAAGUUCUGAGAGCAAUAACUACCGCCGCAUCAAACAAAUAUAAAACGAGUGAACGUUUUAAGCCCAUCGUUGAUGCAUUAUUUAUUGAAGGAAAAAGUGAUUUAAAGAGAGAUUUAGCUUGUCACAGCCUUAUAUUUAUUAAUACUUUAACAAAUACGCCCAGUGACUUAAACUUUCGUCUGCACUUGCGCUGUGAGAUAAUGCGAAUGGGACUUUAUGAAAAGUUUGAUCUGUUUAAAGACAUUGUUUCAAAAAGUAAUAACGAUGCUUUAAUGCAACAUUUUACAAUAUUUAAUGAAAUACGAGAAUAUGAUUUUGAAGAGUUUAUACAAAGGUUCGAAAAUGUUAGUUUUAACAUGGAUGAUAUGACAGACUGUUUUGAAGUACUUAAAAAUCUUUUAACAGAUACCAGCUCCGAACCUUAUUUUUUGUCAAUACUGCAGCAUUUACUAUAUAUAAGAGAUGAUUUUUAUUUCCGCCCAGCUUAUUAUCAACUAAUUGAAGAAUGUAUACAACAAAUAGUUUUGCACAAGGGAUAUUGCGAUCCGAACUUUGAAAAUCGUACAUUUAAUAUCGAUACAUCAUUAAUUUUAGACGAUAUUGUUGAAAAGGUAAAGGUCAAAGAAAUAAAACGUUCUGAGGAGUAUGAAAAAAAAAUUGAAGAACUAGAAAUUUCAAAACAAGAAGCUGAAGCCAAAGUAGCACAUUUAGAAGAACAAAUGAAAAUUUUAAUUACUACCGAAGCUGCCAAUUCUAACGGUAAUAUAUCCAAGUCAAUCAUUCCACCAUCAGAAUGUGCCACACCAAAGACAUUUGUUGUACCGCCACCACCACCUCCACCUCCGUCAGCAUCAACUACAACAGGAAUCAUUAUAAGGCCACCACCACCUCCGCCAAUGCCGAAUUUAGGGAUAGGCGCACCUCCACCCCCACCACCACCACCAGGCACCUCAGUGCCUUUACCUGGAACUAAAUUUCGAAAUCAACUUUCUUCUUCGAUUAACGAGCUUCCAAUGGGUUUAAAACCAAAAAAAAAAUGGGAGGUCGGAAACCCAAUGAAACGCAUUAAUUGGAAAGUUAUAGUUCCCCAUUCUAUGUCGGAGAAAGCAUUUUGGCUUAGCUGUCGAGAAGACGGUUUAGCGUCAGAUCAAUUUCUUUCCGAACUUGCUGAAAGGUUUUCCUCAAAACCCAUUAAAAAAGAUCACAAAGAUGCGGUUGAUAAGGCAAUAACUGUAGUUAAAAAAAGUAUUGAGUUGCAAGUAUUAGAUUCAAAAGCGGCGCAAAAUUUGGCAAUUUUGCUUGGUGGACCAUUAAAACACUUAUCGAAUGAACAAAUUAAAGUUUGUCUAUUGCGCUGUGAUACGGAUAUUUUAUCAUCAAAUAUAUUGCAGAAUUUGAUCCAGUACUUACCGCCGCCAGAUCAAUUGAAAAAACUGCAAGAUAUAAAGGCCAGGGGAGAUCCAUUGUCACCAAUUGAACUAUUCGCGGCAACCAUUGGUGAAAUAAGGAGACUAUUGCCUCGCCUUCACAAUCUUAAUUUCAAAUUGAUUUAUGCUGAUUUAAUUCAAGACAUUAAAUCCGAUAUUGUUGCUGGAACAGCAGCAUGUGAAGAGAUUCGAAACAGCAAAAAGUUUGCCAAAAUUUUAGAAUUAAUUCUAUUAAUGGGAAAUUAUUUAAAUUCCGGAUCAAAAAGCGAAGCAGCGUUUGGAUUUGAAAUGUCAUAUCUUGCAAAACUCUCCAAUACUAAAGAUAUUGAUAACAAACAUACUCUACUACAUUAUUUGGUAAAAAGUGUAGAAGCUAAUUUUCCUGAUUUGUUAUAUUUUUAUAAUGACAUGACACAUAUAGAUAAAGCCUCUCGAGUAAACCCCGAUUCAAUUCAGAAGGCUAUGCGUCAUAUGACUUCGGCUAUAAAAAGUCUAGAAACAGAUUUACAAAACAAUAAGGUCCCUCAAUCCGAUGAUGAUAAAUUUAACGAAGUCAUGGGCAAAUUUUCAUAUGAGUGCCGUCAACAGAUUGAUGUUUUAGGAAAAAUGCAGGUUCAAAUGGAAAAACUUUACAAAGACUUGGGGGAAUAUUUUGCAUUCGACCAUAAAAAAUAUCCUAUGGAGGAAUUCUUUACGGAUAUAAAGGCAUUUAAGGACGCGUUUAUACAAGCAUAUCAGGAUAAUAUCCACCAACGGGAAGAAGAAAGUAGAAAACGAAGACUCCAGGAUGCUCGAGAACAAUCGUUACGGGAGCAAUUAGAGCGCCAACAGCUUAAAUUAGCACUCGUUGACAUGGAUUCUACACAAACACAAGAAGGAGUUAUGGACAGUUUGUUAGAGGCUUUACAAACGGGAACAGCUUUUGGAAACCGGAUUCAAAGGCAAAGGCGGCAAAGACCUUCAGGUGCAGAACGACGUGCUCAACUAAGUAGAAGUCGGUCUAGAACACGUAUUAUUACAGGGUCCUUUGCGUCUUGUGAAGCACUCGCAAACGAUAACUUGAUGCAGAAAAAGCAUUAAUUGAAAAAUAAUUUGUAUGAUGUAUAACAAAUACUCUGAAAAGUCCCGAUUCUAACGAAGAAAACACAUUUGUUCAAAAUUAGCUUUAUUCACCAACGUAAUUUGAUUCAAGAACAACGCAAUCAUUCCAGCGCCGCUCUAACAUUUCGAUACAACUUUUAUUUAUUUAUUUAUUUAUGUUUUGCCUCAAAAUAGACCGCAGUUUCAGCGAUAACCCCUUCAUUCGAGCGAAAUUUCUUACCGGCAAACAUUUUUUUUAGGUCUGCGAAUAGCCAGUAAUCGUUGACUUGUGACACACUGUGUGUUUUGAAAGUGACACCCACUUUGAACAGAGCUUUCUCAUAGUCAAAUGCUCAUGCAAUAUAAAGCCAACAAGUUCUAUUGAUAUCUUUACGAUAUCAGCAAACUAACGCUUUUUCACGUUUCAAUCAUCCAAAACGAUCAUUCAUUUGGACGUCCACAGCGUUGAUCAUAAUCGGUAACUCUACGAUUACGUUUGAAGUCAACAAACCAUCUUUUUAUUGUUGUUUUUAAUGGAGCGGAGCUCGCAUAGAACUUAUCAAGCCAUUGCUUCGCUCGAACGGUAUUUUUUCCCAACAAGAAGCAGUGUAAAAUUAAAACACAACUUUUUGAUCUACUGUUUUGAAAAUAACAAAAGUACCGCCACUCUUAGCAGAAUAACUCGCGAACUUUAAAGACAGUACUAACUGAAAAAGAGGUCAAUGCAAUAAAACUGUUGGAAUCGGGACUUUUCAGCCCAUGUGCUACAUAAAAUAAUAAUAAUAAAAUUAAAAACUGUAUUAAUAAUACCUAGUAAUAGUAAUAAUGAACUCAAUAUAAAUAGCCGUAGAGAUGAAACCUGACUUAUGAAAUUUUUGAACUCAAGAGUUAUCUUUAGAAGUUUGCCUUAUUUUUGUACAGUUUUCUCUAGAACUUACAUACAGAUGUCAUAUAAAUUAUUGAGUCUAAUGAAAUGAAAAUUAAAUACUGCAAAAUAUUAUUUUUAUAAGACAUU